AUGCCAGGUAAUAUUGAAGAUUAUGUUCAUAGAAUUGGAAGAACUGGUAGAGCAGGUACAUCAGGUACAGCUAUCUCUUUUUUUACUGAAGCAAACUCUAAGAUGGGAGGUGAUUUGUGUAAGAUUAUGAGAGAAGCAAACCAGCAGAUUCCACCAGAAUUAUUAAAGUACGAUAGGAGAAGUUUCGGCAGCCACAUCAGAUAUGGCAGAGGUGGAAGAGGUGGUUUUAGAGGUGGCAGAGGUGGAAGAGGUGGUUUUAGAGGCGGAAGAGGUGGUGGCGGUGGCUAUGGCUACCAAUCCGGAUCUAAUGUCGCUCCUUUGAGUCACCGUCGUUUCUAA
Priceomyces carsonii is the source of this 339-nucleotide messenger RNA. RefSeq lists its product as uncharacterized. The transcript has a single exon. The coding region runs from base 1 to 339 and encodes 112 amino acids. Gene Ontology annotation, cellular component: ribonucleoprotein complex; nucleus; cytoplasm. Gene Ontology annotation, biological process: rRNA processing. Gene Ontology annotation, molecular function: RNA binding; RNA helicase activity. NCBI's taxonomy places the organism in Eukaryota, Fungi, Ascomycota, Pichiomycetes, Serinales, Debaryomycetaceae. The record is from RefSeq and is a predicted model, not a curated record.